AUGCCGGACAAGAAGUCCAAGUCCAACAAGUCGAGCAAGAGGGCCGAGGAGCUCCGCCAGGAGAUCGGCAUCACCGAGCACCUGUGGGACAUCGACAAGCUGUGCAAGCACUUCAAUGUGGACCUCAACAAGGGCCUGAGCAGCAACCAGGUCAUCCAGCAGAGGCAGCAGUUCGGGCGCAACGCCCUGACGCCGCCUCCGCAGAAGCCAUGGUGGCUCAAGUUCCUCGAGCAGUUCACCAACUUCUUCGCGCUGCUGCUCAUCUUCGGCGGCCUGCUGUGCUUCAUCGGCUACGGCAUCGACCAGAGCGACCAGACCAACCUGUACCUGGGCGUCGUCCUCUGGGCCGUGGUGCUCGUCACCGCGACGUUCUCCUACCUGCAGGAGUCCAAGUCCGAGAAGAUCAUGGAGGGCUUCAAGAACAUGGUGCCCAAGAAGUGCAAGGUCCUGCGCGACGGGGCGCACGCCAUCCUGGACUCCUCCGAGCUCGUGCCCGGCGACGUCGUCGACGUCGCCGACGGUGACCAGGUGCCCGCGGACAUCCGCCUGGUCCAGGCCACGGAAGUCAAGGUCGACAACUCCUCGCUCACGGGAGAAUCCGAGCCUCAGGACCGCAUCGUGGACUGCGUCAAGACCUCCAAGGAUGACCAGGGCAACGAGAGGCCCACGCCCGCCAUCGAGGCGACCAACCUUGCCUUCUUCUCCACCAUCGUCGUCUGCGGCUCCGCGCGCGCGGUCGUCGUGGGCACGGGCGACCGCACCGUCAUGGGACAGAUCGCCGGUCUGGCCACAGAAACCUCCGCCGAGUCCACGCCCAUCAACAAGGAGAUCAAGAAGUUCAUCUUCCUCAUCUCCUGUGUGGCCAUCUUCUUGGGCGUGAGCUUCUUCAUCAUCGGCUUCGUCCUGGGCACGGACAUCAUCUCCAACGUGGUGUUCACCAUCGGCAUCAUCGUCGCCAACGUGCCGGAGGGGCUGCUGGCCACCGUGACCGUCUCCCUCGCCCUGACCGCCAAGCGGAUGCACUCCAAGAACGUGCUGGUCAAGAACCUGGAGGCCGUGGAGACCCUGGGCUCCACCAGCGUGAUCGCCUCCGACAAGACCGGCACCCUUACGCAGAACCGCAUGACCGUGCAGCACGCCUGGUACGACGGCAAGAUCUGGCGCGUGCCCGCCGCCAGGAACAAGCCACAGCUGGACGCGGCCAUGAACACGACCGGCGGCUCCGAGGCCGUCAUCAAGACGUCAGACGUCACCUGGAAGCACCUCCACAUGGUGGGCGCCACCUGCAACAACUCCAAGUUCGUGACCGCGGGCGACAGUGACUCCAAGGCGGUCAACCUGGCGGAGGACGUCCUGAGGACCGACUUCAACCUGCUGGGCCUGCAGUGCACCUCUGACGCCUCCGAGGCUGGUAUCAUCAAGGCGCUGCAGCUGCACAGGGACGUGGAGGAGCACAGGGCCGCCAACCCCAAGCUGUUCGAGAUCAAGUUCAACUCGCAGAACAAGUGGGCCCUGACUAUCAACAAGUCCGAGUUCACGGGCAUGCCCAUGAUCGCGCUCAAAGGUGCCCCCGAGCGCGUGCUGAGGAUGUGCACCAAGAUCAUGGUCCAGGGCGAGGAGGUGGCGCUGACCCCGGAGUGGGAGCAGAGGUACACUGAGGCGUACGAGUCCCUGGGUGGCCUGGGCGAGCGCGUGCUGGGCUUCGCCUUCAAGAACUUGACCGAGUACCCCCUGGACUUCGAGUUCAAGUCCAAGCCCGAGGUCAACUUCAAGAUGGACGACCUAACCUUCGUGGGCCUGCUCUCGCUCAUCGACCCACCUCGCGAGGGUGUGCCCGAGGCCGUCGCCAAGUGCAAGCGCGCCCGCAUCAAGGUCUUCAUGGUCACGGGUGACCACCCCAUCACUGCCCAGGCUAUCGCCAAGCAGGUCGGCAUCAUAGACCAGGAGCACUGGGACGCCGGCCGCGCCACCGUGGUGAAGGGCGACGACAUCCGCGGCUGGAUGGAGAUCAGCGACUCCGAGGAGCGCCAGGCCAAGUGGGACGCCGCCCUGAGCCACGAGCAGAUCGUCUGGGCCCGCGUGUCCCCCGCGCACAAGCUGCUGAUCGUCGAGAACGCCCAGCGCCGCGGAGACGUGGUGGCCGUCACCGGCGACGGCGUGAACGACGCCCCAGCUCUGAAGAAGGGAGACAUCGGCGUGGCCAUGGGCAUCGCCGGCAAGGACGUCUCCAAGGAGGCCGCCGACAUGAUCCUCAUGGACGACAACUUCGCCUCGAUCGUCAAUGGCGUGGAGGAGGGCCGCCUGAUCUUCGACAACCUCAAGAAGUCGAUCGCCUACACGCUGACGUCCAACAUCCCCGAGAUCGCGCCCUUCCUGUGCUUCAUCACCAUCAACAUCCCCCUGCCCCUGUCAACCGUGCUGAUUCUGUGCGUCGAUCUGGGAACGGACAUGGUGCCCGCCAUCUCGCUGGCCUACGAAGUGAAGGAGGCCGACAUCAUGGACAGGCCCCCCCGCAACGCCGCCACUGACCGCCUCGUCAACUCCCGCCUGAUCUCCUUCGCCUACCUCCAGAUCGGCGUGAUGCAGGCCCUGGGCGGCUUCUUCACCUACAUGGUGGUGCUGAACGACUACGGCUACGUGCCGCGCAUCCUGAUGGGCUGCGGCCUGUCCUGGGAGGAGGACUCGGUCCUGUGCGACCUCAACCAGCACCACAGGCCCGAGCAGUGCGGCUACGGCUGCGGCGAGCCCAAGGGCGAGCUGUACGACAGGGACGACCUCAAGUACUGCGAGAAGGGCUGCCCCGUCCCCUUUGACGGCACCCACGACCCCUUCUCCGAGAUGACCUCCCAGGGAUUCCGCGGCUUCGGCGCCGGCAAGGAGGCCGUGUGCGGGCGGACGUGCGCUUGGUUCAACAGGAUCAACGGCACCGACGACGGCCAGGCUUACCGUGACGCCCGUGGCGACGAGAGCAACGCUCUGCGGUUCAUCCUCACCGAGGAGGACGAGGCUCUGUUCGAUCUGUACUGCAGUGGUGACAAUGCCGACCUGUACGGCUUCCCCGGGCGCGGCGAAGCUUACGAGAACCGCGAGAACAAGGCGCGGCCGGGCUCCUUCUACUGGUGGAACGGCGAGCAGCAGCUGUGGGCCAACGUCAAGUACCAGAAGAACGCGCUGCAGCACGCCCAGACGUCCUACUUCGUGUCCAUCGUCGUCGUGCAGUGGGCCGACCUGCUGAUCGCCAAGACCAGGAAGCUGUCGAUCUUCACCCAGGGACUGGCCAACAAGUUCAUGAACUUCGGCAUCUGCUUCGAGACGGUGCUGGCCAUGAUCCUGUGCUACGUGCCGCCGCUCAACCUGGUGUUCGGCACGCGCCCGAUCCACGUGCUGCACUGGUUCCCUGGCGUGCCUUGGUCCAUCCUGAUCUUCGUGUACGACGAGAUCAGGAAGAGCAUCAUGCGCGCCAACCCAGGCGGCUGGAUCGACAGGUACACCUACUGGUAA
Messenger RNA from Ostreobium quekettii, 3501 nucleotides. The record is from the annotation of a GenBank genome assembly. NCBI's taxonomy places the organism in Eukaryota, Viridiplantae, Chlorophyta, Ulvophyceae, Bryopsidales, Ostreobiaceae.